Heterostelium album PN500 is the source of this 708-nucleotide messenger RNA. RefSeq lists its product as uncharacterized. Bases 1 to 708 code for a protein of 235 amino acids. The transcript has 4 exons. Lineage: Eukaryota; Evosea; Eumycetozoa; Acytosteliales; Acytosteliaceae. Gene Ontology annotation, molecular function: protein binding. The record is from RefSeq and is a predicted model, not a curated record.
AUGGAGAAGAUGUUGGUUUUAUGUGAAAAUGGUAAUUCGGAACUAUUAAAAUAUGUGGUUCAAUCUAAAAUAGGUGGAGAUAAAUUAGAUAUGAGUCUGUGUAUUGAUCGAGCCGCAGAAUUUGGAAAUCUAGAUGCUGUUAAAUAUUUAAGUGAGAAUCGUAAAGAGGAAUGUACAACAGAGGCAAUGGACAUUUCAGCAAAGGGAUGUACAAAGAAGGCUAUGCAGUUAGCUUGUGAGAAUGGUCAUCUUCAAGUUGCGGAAUUUCUUCACAAGUAUCGAUUCGAAGGAUUAGAUCGAUUUGCCUCGAUAAAUAAUUCUAUAGGUGGUUUUCUAAAGAUUGUCCAAUUUGUACAAUCAAACAAUAGAACGAUUCACUAUAAGAAUACUUUUGACAAUGUUGCCAAGAAGGGACAUCUUGAUAUUCUUAAAUUCCUGCAUUAUCAAAGAAAAGAAGAAUGUAGUACCAAUGCUAUCGACUGGUCUGCCGCCAAAGGUCACUUUUCGGUCGUGGAAUUCCUUCUUAACAAUAGAACAGAAGGGUUUACAGAGGACGCUUUAAUACAAUCUGCUAGAAAUGGUCACCUUUCAAUCUUUGAAUUUCUUUAUAAACAUAGAAAGUCCUCAUUCUCUAUUUAUAGAGCAAUGGAAACAGCAAUUCAACAUCAACAAACUCAAAUAAAUAAGAGUAAAUUUUAUAGAAUAUAA